AUGGUUCCUCAGCCCGAUUUCUAUCCUACCCUACACCGCGUCCGCGAUCUCGAAAGUGCCGGAAUACAAGAUCUACAGCAGAUCAUCCAGACAUUUCCGGUGAUCGACAAUCAUGCACAUAACUUGUUGACGGAGGAAAAUUCCUAUGGCAGUCCAGAAUAUCCUUUCGAAUGUAUCACCUCUGAAGCGCAGGGUCAUGCCCUGGCAGACCAUGUUCAUUCAAGUUUGGCUCACAUGCGUGGGAUCCGAGAACUGGCGGAGUUCUACCAGUGUCCCGAAACUCUUCAGGAUGUCAAGGCCGCCCGAUACGAAUGGGUCCGGAGAGACUACCCUGGUCUGAUCAAAAGAUGUUUUGCAGGAACACAUGCCAUUCUGAUGGAUGACGGUCUGUCUCCUGAGAUCAUACACCCGUUCAAGUGGCACAGGGAGUUUGUCCCCACCGUGUCAAGAAUAGUGAGAAUCGAAUCCAUUGCGUCGGAAUUGCUCGAGCAUCUUGCUCAUGCCGCUGGUUUCAUGAGGGUCGGGCUGGAUGCCGAUUGGGCUAUCAGUCAGACUGAAAGCUUCCUCGUGCGCUUCAACACAGUUUUUCGCAACCAGAUCCGCACUUUGGCCAAUGACCCAGAGGUUUGUGGCUUCAAGUCUGUCAUCUGCUACCGAACGGGUCUAGACGUUGGGCUUGAAAGCCGGAAGAACUUCCGGCCUCAUCAGUCGUUGACCGAGUCCACGCUCUUGCAGUCUUUCCAUGAUUUCCUACAAAAGGCGGUUCGCGACCACAAAUACCGCAUUGAGCAGAAGGAGGUCAAUGACUAUCUUGUGGUUGCCGUGUGUGACGUGCUGGAGAAGCUUGUAGACACAGAUGGUGAAAGCUUGCCUUUCCAAUUCCACACUGGACUCGGCGAUACAGACAUCAAUCUAGUCAAAGCGAAUCCAGCAUACAUGCAAUCGUUGAUCGAAGCCUUCCCUCAAGUCGAUUUUGUCAUCCUCCACUCAUCGUAUCCCUACACCAGAGAAGCGGGCUACCUGGCUGCCAACUUCGCAAACGCAUGGCUCGACAUUGGCGAAGUAUUUCCCAUGCUCUCCCGAGAUGGCGAGGAUUCAGUCUUGCGACAGGCCUUGGAACUGACUCCGAGUUCGAAGAUCCUGUGGAGCACAGAUGGACACUUCUAUCCCGAAACGUAUUGGCUCGCAAACAAGCACUUCAGAGACAGCCUUGAAAGGCUGCUCACUGCCUACGUUGCGGCAGGAGAUAUCACCGUUGCUCAAGGGAUUGAAAUCGCAGUGGACAUAAUGUUCUGGAAUUCAAAUCAACUCUACAAGCUCGAUGAAGAACGCAAGUUCCCAGAACUUCUACGCGCCUGUGGAAGAGAAACGGUUGACAGCAUGCGAACUCUGGUCAACGGAGGGUCCAAAGCUCCAUCCUUCAGAUCAUAUGCCAGCACAGCUAUUGGGAGCUCUGGAGCCACUUCAGGGCGACCAGGCCCGUCGUCUCUGUCCGCCGCAGGACUGCCAGUCAGCAGCACGCCUCUCCCUCUUCGGUCAGCUACCACAAACGCCCCUUCAGGGCAGAGCUGGACAGCCGUGUUCGCCCAGAACCUUACUGUCUUUGACACAUUCCUGCAGACCAAUCCUGGUGUCAAGUAUAUAUGGCUCCAGUUCCUAGAUUAUACAGGUACACUUAGAAAUCGGAUGGUGACCGUGCAGCAGUUCCGCAAGCAGUUGUCGACGGGCAAGAACCCCGUCAUAACCUCAGCUCUCACCCGUCUACUCCAAGAUGACAACCCAGCCACCGGCUGUUCAGCGACGGGUCAGUUCCAUCUCGCCCCGGAUCUUUCGACACUGUCGCUCAACAAAGGCAUCCCAUCUCCCUCCGCCACCGUGCAGACAUGGUGGAUGGCCGAUACAGAAGCGGUUCCCAACACCGAACACUGGGAUCGUUGCCCUCGUUGGCUGCUCCAGUCGCAAUGUGACGCGCUCAAGUCGGAGUUUAACAUUUCCAUGCUGAUGGGGUUCGAGCUAGAGAUCAUUUUUAUGAAGCCAAGUUUUACCGAAGACAAGUCGGACUUUGUCGACUUUGGCCCUCUACACAUGGUGCACUCGUGGUCCAACAUGACCUAUCAACAGCUAGACAUGCUCCCCAUGAUUGAAGAGAUUGUGGAAAAUCUGGCCGAACUGGACAUCCACCUUCCGCAAUUCCAUUCCGAGGCCGCCCCGGGGCAAUGGGAAUUCCCUUUACCAGCCUCAGAACCCGUCAAGGCUGUUGAUAUUCUGUUCAAGGCCAAAGAUGUGAUCCGGAAUGUGGCCAAAAACCAUGGCCUCAAAGCAACCUGCUACCCACGCCCGUUUGGAUUCACCUGCGGCAGCGCCAACCACGCACACUUCAGCAUCAACGGGCCUGGGAACAUAGUUGACAAAUACGAAGCCCCCUUCCUGGCGGGCAUUCUCGACCACCUCCCCGCGCUGCUGGCCUUUGCUUUGCCUCUCGAAGAAUCAUACGAGCGCGUCAGGUCCGGAAUCUGGGCCGGCGGCGAAUACGUGUGCUGGGGCACUCAGAAUAAAGAGGUCCCGCUGCGUAAAUGCGGGCCGGGCCAUUUCGAGCUCAAGACUAUUGACGGAGUGGGAAACUCGUACCUGUCCAUGGCCGCCCUGCUCGCAGCCGGUCUACACGGGAUCCGGCAAGAUCUCAAACUCGAGCAGAAAGACUGCAUCGGCGACCCCACGCAGAUUGGCGAGCAGGAGCGCCAGAAUCUGGGCAUCACUGUGCAACUGCCUAAUACGUUGGAGAAGAGUCUCAAGGCCUUAGACAAGGACAAGGUCCUGAGACGAGCCCUCGGGUACGCCGUUGUCGACGAUUACCUCGCUGUGGCGGAGAGUUUGAUGGUCAAGUGUCGAGGGUUCGGCGAGACCAAGAGACGAGUCUGGCUGAUGGCCCGGUACUGA
Molecule: messenger RNA, 2937 nt
Organism: Capronia epimyces CBS 606.96
Lineage: Eukaryota; Fungi; Ascomycota; Eurotiomycetes; Chaetothyriales; Herpotrichiellaceae
Exons: 1
Coding region: 1-2937 (978 amino acids)
Molecular function (GO): hydrolase activity; glutamine synthetase activity
Source: RefSeq, a predicted model, not a curated record